CAGGCGCUGUGGGCGCGCGCGGCCGGCGCCAUUGCGGCUCGGGGCGGCCCCGCAGCGCUGCGCCCGCCGCCGCCAUGGCCACCGACUCGUGGGCCCUGGCCGUGGACGAGCAGGAGGCGGCCGCCGAGUCGCUCAGCAAUUUGCACUUGAAGGAGGAGAAACCCAAGCCGGAUUCUAACGGUGCUGUCGUCAAGAUGGAUGACAACGCGGAGAAGACAGAGGAUGAGGAAAAAGAGGACAGAGCUGCCCAGUCCUUGUUAAACAAGCUGAUCCGCAGCAACUUGGUUGACAACACAAAUCAAGUGGAAGUGCUGCAGCGGGAUCCCACUUCGCCUCUCUACUCUGUGAAGUCCUUUGAGGAGCUGCGCCUGAAGCCGCAGCUUCUGCAAGGAGUCUAUGCCAUGGGCUUCAACAGACCAUCAAAGAUACAAGAAAAUGCCCUGCCCAUGAUGCUUGCUGAGCCCCCGCAGAACUUGAUCGCACAAUCACAGUCUGGUACUGGUAAGACAGCUGCCUUCGUCUUAGCCAUGCUCAGUCGUGUUGAACCCGGGAACAAGUAUCCACAGUGUUUGUGCCUUUCCCCAACGUAUGAGCUGGCACUUCAAACAGGAAAAGUGAUUGAGCAGAUGGGAAAGUUUUAUCCGGAGCUGAAACUUGCCUAUGCUGUCCGAGGCAAUAAAUUGGAGAGGGGUUUGAAGAUCUCUGAGCAGAUUGUAAUUGGCACACCUGGCACCGUGCUGGACUGGUGUUCCAAACUGAAAUUCAUAGAUCCCAAGAAAAUCAAAGUGUUUGUCUUGGAUGAGGCUGAUGUAAUGAUUGCAACCCAGGGUCAUCAAGAUCAAAGCAUCCGCAUUCAGAGAAUGCUCCCCAGAGACUGUCAGAUGCUUCUAUUUUCAGCCACUUUUGAGGAUUCUGUGUGGAAGUUUGCUCAAAAAGUUGUUCCUGAUCCAAACAUUAUCAAACUGAAGCGAGAGGAGGAAACACUGGACACUAUUAAACAGUACUACGUUCUGUGCAAUAACAGAGAUGAAAAGUUCCAGGCUCUCUGUAAUAUCUACGGCGCCAUCACCAUUGCCCAGGCCAUGAUUUUCUGCCAUACUCGCAAGACGGCUGGCUGGCUGGCGGCAGAGCUCUCCAAGGAAGGCCAUCAGGUGGCAUUGCUCAGCGGAGAGAUGAUGGUGGAGCAAAGAGCUGCUGUCAUAGAGCGGUUCCGAGAAGGCAAAGAGAAAGUGCUGGUGACCACAAACGUCUGUGCCAGAGGGAUUGAUGUAGAGCAGGUCUCGGUUGUUAUCAAUUUUGACCUUCCUGUGGAUAAAGAUGGCAACCCAGACAACGAGACCUACCUGCACCGGAUUGGCCGUACAGGUCGUUUCGGCAAGCGAGGACUGGCUAUUAACAUGGUGGACAGCAAGCACAGUAUGAAUAUUCUCAACAGAAUCCAGGAACACUUCAACAAAAAGAUAAACAAAUUGGAUACUGACGACUUGGAUGAAAUUGAGAAGAUAACUAACUGAAGAACAGCUGCUGGAACUGGUGUGUACCCUACUGUGGAAGCUCUCCCACUCCAAUUGGAUCAGUGUUCAGAUUGGCACGCCUCUAAGCUAGUCCCGAAAAGGACUUUUAAGAUACGACACAAAAAUUACCUCAUUUUAAAAAUUGCAGUUGGACUUAAAAUUGUGCAACUAUGGGGAAGAAGAGGCAAUGUUUACAGAAGCUUUUCACACUUCUUAGUUUAGCCUUAAAAUGGGAAAAUAUUUUGAAUUCUUAGAAAUACACUUGCCAAAAAAGGCAAAAUGGAACCAUCUAAAACAAAUAAAUAAAUGCUUUAUUGCCUUUAAUUGGGAUGAGGUUCAACAUAAACGUGAUCAGUUGAAAUUCAACAGCCAAAUAUAUAACAGACAUGGAUUAAAAAAAAAAAAAGGCAGCUGAUUUUUGGCUAAAAACUCAAGUUGUACUAAACAGGAUGUCAUUCUCUUGGCGCUCCCUGAGCUCUUAAGACUAAUUUCUGGCUUCCUGAUGGAUUUGCCCUGCUUUUCCUUAAGUAGAUUGUCCAGAAGAUGUCUGUAGUAGCUCAUUCUCUUGAACACAGGUGCCGUGUUGCUUUUGCUGGGCAGUAUUUUAAUUUGUCAUUAAU
Molecule: messenger RNA, 2134 nt
Organism: Nothoprocta perdicaria
Lineage: Eukaryota; Metazoa; Chordata; Aves; Tinamiformes; Tinamidae
Product: ATP-dependent RNA helicase DDX19B
Exons: 12
Coding region: 75-1514 (479 amino acids)
Biological process (GO): poly(A)+ mRNA export from nucleus
Cellular component (GO): cytoplasmic stress granule; nucleus
Molecular function (GO): RNA helicase activity; ATP binding; RNA binding
Source: RefSeq, a predicted model, not a curated record